Sphaerodactylus townsendi is the source of this 5746-nucleotide messenger RNA. It is a transcript of the gene NRIP3, whose product is annotated as nuclear receptor interacting protein 3. Gene Ontology annotation, molecular function: aspartic-type endopeptidase activity. Bases 153 to 935 code for a protein of 260 amino acids. Gene Ontology annotation, biological process: proteolysis. The transcript is spliced from 8 exons. NCBI's taxonomy places the organism in Eukaryota, Metazoa, Chordata, Lepidosauria, Squamata, Sphaerodactylidae. The record is from RefSeq and is a predicted model, not a curated record.
CCCCUCCUUUACUACGCGGCACUGGCUGCGUUAUCUGCUGUUCUCAAAACGUCAUGCGUAUUCUGUUAUAAAAUGCACACAAUAGAUCGCUGAAGCAUUCCUUUCUGUAAAGGAGCACAGCUUGGGAGAGAGAGAGGUAGAUAGAACUGAAUAUGUUUUACUCGGGGAUCCUCACAGAGCCAACAAGGAAGGACGUGGAUAUGAGGGAAGCUGCAUCUCUCCGACAACAGAGAAGAAUGAAGCAGGCUGUUCAGUUUAACCACAAGGACUCUGCUGACCUGCUGCCAUUAGAUGGGCUGAAGAAACUGGGAACUUCAAAAGACACACAACCCCACAACAUCCUGCAGAAACGCUUGGUGGAGACAAACAUGUCAAGGUUGCGCCACAACCGAGGGUCAUGCUCUCAGAAGAAUGACCUUUCAGUGCAGACCAAUAAACUGAAUCAAAUUAAGCCGGACAGUCAUAAGAAAACAGAGGAAGAAGACCUCAUCCUGGUAUGCUGCCAGUGUUCUGGAAAGGAGCUGCAUGCAGCAAUUGAUACUGGAUGUCAGUGCAACAUCAUAUCAUCUUCAUGUUUGGAACGACUAGGACUAAAGGAACAUGUGCAAUUCUACAAACCUGAAGAUGAGCAGAUUCCAUUUCCACACAAUGUGAAGGUGAUCGGCCAUAUAGAACAUCUGACACUUACAAUAGGGACUACUCUUGUGGACCUUUCUGCAGAGGUUACUGAAGACAAUGAGAAAAACUUCUCUCUGGGGUUACAGACACUGAAAUCUUUGAAGUGUGUGAUAAAUAUGGAGAAGCAUCACCUGGUCCUGGGAAAGUCAGACAGGGAAGAAAUUCCAUUUGUUGGUAAUGUCUCUUCACAUGAAGAGAAUUAUUUCCUAGGGCCCAUCCUCAUGGUAGCCACCUGCGCUCCUGGUUCAGUUCUGUAGCACACAGCUGGAAGCCUGGGAAGUGUCCCUGGAAAAGUACUUCUGAGGCAUGAAGAGAAUGCACCUUUGAUGUUAGAAGAAGAAGACUGUGUGAUUGAUUUGUGAAUGAUGGAAGAGCAGUAGGCAACCCUUGCAACUUCUCCUGCUAGACUACAGCUAGAUGGUAGCUGAAUGAAAGGAUGGGCAAUAAGAAAGAGCUUCAGACAUUCACUUAACACAACCAGAUUCUGGACAAUGAGUUUGUACAUGCAAAUCGUAAAAACUGUGUCCUUUAUGACCUUUCCAAGUAUGGAAUUACAUCUGUUUUUCUAUUGCAUUCCUCUGUUUUAGUGUGAAUGGAUUAGCAAAAUUUAUAAAUGGCCAUUUGUAAGAGGGGAAAAGGACAAUUUUAUAACUUUCUCUUUGGAAUUAACAGUGUUUAGGUUCUAAGAAUCAGAUUGUUAAGAAAGUAUUUUUCAAUGAGUAACGAUUUAUAGAGUCUAAUUAAAGAUUGUUGGCUUUUAAGCAGUUGCAGAAAGUCCUGUUCAAGUUGAAAUAACUCAUAGGAAACACACAUUCCAGCCCUCACAUUAGUUAGUUAAUCUUGGUUCUUUCUGAGAGUUGGUGAUACCAUAGAACUGUGGUUCCCAACCAUUUUUCACUCAUGCAUCACUUGGCAACCCAUUUCCCUAAAACUGUACCCCCAUAUUAGCAAACUCAUUACAUAAUUUUUUUGCAUUCUCCCAAACACAUGCAUUUCCGUGGGAUGCAUGUACACCAGGUUGGGAACCACUGCCAUGGAAUAAUGGUUGCUUGAAGUAUAUAUAUUCAUUCCAUUGUUGUCCCUGUUCAUGGGUUUGCAGUUUUAAAAAAUAAUUUAAGAAAAUCACUAUAUUUAUUACAGGACAGAAAAGACUUGCACUAAAUCAUUAUUUAUUAUUCCCAUAUUGAACAAGUGUAAUCGAGUUUUCAACGCAUUUCUGUCUUGUUAUUGUCUGCUUCUUAUUCUGAUAUAGUUUUGUAAAGUUGUUUGAAGUGGGUGCAUUAUUAACCUUCCACUUUGCUGCAAUAUAAAUUCUUACAGCAUACAACCGAUUUGUAAUAAACUCAGGGUCAUGUUUCAUUUUUUUUAUAAUCAAUUUAAAAAUGAGGCCACUGGAUAUCCUGGUAAUUCACAUUUUAACGCAUCAUUAUGUGUUACGAUGUUUUCUUAAUUAGAUCUUAUCACAAGACCACCAAAUAUGUAUGAAAUCAUCUGAUUCUUUUCUUUACCAUUUCUCCAGUAGUAAUAAUAAUUACUAGUCUAAUUAGUUAUACUGUUUAAAUCUGGGGGUGUAGUACUCUUUGUAGAGUCAAGUACCAUUGAAGUAGUUAUUUUACUAGUGCAAGAUGGAGAAAGGAAAACUGUAAACCUUUCCUCAUCCUGUGUGGCUUUUCAUGUGUGCAGGGCCCACAAUCCUUGGCUUUUCAGGGGUCAAAAGGGACUGUGCUCUCUUGUGCCAGUAGAAAAAUGGAUAAGCUCCAAUGCAAAAUACUUAAAUCUUUCUCCUAUUUAAUCAUGUAUGAAUCAGUUACCAAGGAUUUCUUUAUGUAAUAUUUUAACAGUUUCUUUCAUACCUAUUUGUAACUUAAGCUUCUCUAAGUUUGAAUUGGACCCUACUUAUCCAAAUUAAACAAACAACAAAUAUUUUAUUUGCAAAUAUCUAUAAAAGGGAGGAAUAGCAUCCUGAUUUCCAAAUAUGAAUAAGAAAGAUUCUGUUGAUUAAAUAUAUUUUCAGUUUUUGAAAUAUUUUCCAAAAAUAUACAUUAUACUUCCAUUAUAAACUACUAAUACUAACAGAAAGACAGAAAGAUUGGAUCUCACUUUUGAUUCAUUUUAUAGCCAGUGUCUUAUACAUGCAGAGUUAAUUGGAUUUCCUGAUUUUUCUGGAAACCUGAUAAAUUAUCACAAGAGAAUAUUAAUAUCCCCUUCCUACAAUGCUAACAAUUUAGAGCCAGCUAACCUAGUCUAGCUGCUGCUAAUGUCACUUUGUCCUAGCAGGUUAUUAAAUUUAUGAAACUUACCACCCCUCCUUUCCUUUUCAUUGUGUUAGCGUGUUUUUUAGUAGUCCAUGAAAGUCUAAAUUGGUCAUUUUAUUGUAUGAUUUAUUAAAAAUUGUAUAAUCCCCACUCUCCAUUCCAGUUUCCAAAAGGAUUUUCUUUAUAAUAUGGGUAAGACUUUUGUAAUUAUUCAGUACCCUGAGAAUCUAUUUCAGCAGAGCCAAAGGAAAUGAGUGUAUAUAAUUCAUAUACACCAAGUAUACCUAUCAUACCUUUCAUUCUCUUAAAAAUUUUCUGCCACUAGUCAGAGUUCCUUUGGUUCAUCCUUCCUAAUGGUUUGAUUGCUGGAGAUUUCAAAGCAAGAUAGUCAUUACAUAGUUUUACCCACUGAUUAUUUUGUUCCUCUUGUGCAACUGAAAUUCACCACCAGAACUAAUAUAAUAUAAUCAUACCUAUUCAGACAAAUGUUUAAACAUUUUAGAACAUGGAGUCACAGAGAAUAUGAGAAUCUUUUUCUUCCUGUUCUUAAACUGCAACCUUGUUUACUGGUUUUCUUGGCCAGCAAGAAUCUGUCAUGUGUCAAGGUUAAAUGCAGUAUGCUACGCUGUACUCUCUGCCUCUCUUCUAGGCCUUUUCCUUGUCUCUGCAACUCUACCUGGACAGUGAUUUCUCCUGCUAACAUUCCUUAAACCUUUUACUGACAGGAACUGGCCUUCUUAAUCGGAAGGUCCUGGGAAGUACUUUUGGAGCAGCCAUUUGGCUGUCUGCAUUCACCUCCAAAUAUGCUUUCUCUGAGUACAGUCUGAGAGUGCACAGCUUCUGGCUUUCUGAUUAUAUCAGCAAGUGCUCUUGUGGCUUUUGAUCCACUUUGAUGGCACUACUGCAGAGUUUCUCAAUGUGACUUGAAUGCUGAAGGUUUGCCAACACUGAGUUCAUCUGCAAAUUAGAGCAUGCCGAAGUAAACACAAACAGCAUCAGAAUCUGGUAGAAUCUCCAUAGAUCUGCUUACCCAUAUUUACAGCAUGGCAAAAUGGUUGUGUGAAUUGGUCCUUAACUGCACAUAUUGCACAUGUACAUAAAGAGAGCAAACAGUAUAUACUGAACAAUGUCUUAGGCACACAUAUACACACAGCUUCUGAGAAAAGGCUAUUACCUUGAAAAUGUUCCAUAUAAGAUUGCCCUUUUCACUCUAUCCAGAGCUUCUGUUUAGCUCAAAAGUUUACACCAGUCUCUAGAAACUGGGAAAAAAUCAUUUUGAAUUGUUUUGCUCUAUAAUUAGCAUCACUGAUGUGCAGGAGCAAUCUAAACCAAUGGACAACAAAGACAGCUGCCCUGGGUCUCAUGUUGGGGGUGGGGUUGAAUCACCCACUCAUUCCAAUGGAGGGGGACAGCCAGAUCAGCAGCAGUGGCUACUCAAGCCUGCCAUAUCUGGGAGUCUCAGUCUUCUGGUGACAGCAGUGCCCUCCACCCACCUCACUCCAGUGGCAGGCAGUUAGCCUGGUGGGGUGUGACAAUCGGCUUUUGUGCACUUUCCACAUGACAUUUGCCUUGCAGUGGGUUUCUUGUUUAAAACAGGGAUCCUUCUGCUGUGAAGUAUCUCCAGCCAAGCUGUCAGUUUGCCCACUUGCUGCUUCCCUGGGUCUUUCCAUGGAACCUUCUUCUUGGGAGGUUUCCUGCUGCCUUUUUUUUUGGGGGGGGGGAGACAUCUGUGGUCUAGAGUUACUGUGUGCUAGACUAUAAAUCUCAUGCCAAUUUCAAGGAACUAUUGCUCCAGCAAUAGACCCAAAGCAUUUAAGUAAAAAAACGAAGUCCCUUGAAUCACCCUGUAAAGAGUGGGAGGAGUGGGAAAAGCAGGGAGAACUGUUGAGUGGGAAAAGCAGGGAGAACCAAAACCUGGAAGAAAGCAAAACAAAUGCUGAUUCCUUUCACUGUGAAGUGGUUGGGGAAUCACAUUUUUACCAGGUUUUGGAAACCGUGGAGAUUCUUUAAUCUGAGAGUGCAGUAAGUUUUGAAGAUGGGGGAAAAUGUGCAUAACCAAGAUCCAAUCUGGAGGGAAUGUAUGCUCAAUGUGAAGGAGACCACAAGUGCAUAAAUGGCCAAUGAUUCUGAGGUCCCAUCCUGGAUUUUUGGCCACGAUCCUAGAAUCACUAAGAUUGCCCCUGCUGAUGUGUUUCUAAUUAUACAUAUUUAAGUGCUUUGCUGAAAAGGGACUUCAGUAGAUGUGUGUAUGUAUGUGCCUGAGUUGGUGGCUGCUGAGUGUACAGUAACUGGAUAUGAUAACAUUUUUAGGCACAACGCAUCACUUAAAAACCAACCUAGUAGAAUUAGUAAUAAAUAUGUGCUUAGGGCCAUCAUUAUAGUCAGUGGAAGGAACCAAAACCUUUGGUAUAGAACAUGUUUCAGUGACUUGAUCUGAUUCAUCCAUUCAAACAAUGAACAUUUGGCUACAGCUCAUCUAGUGGUACCAAAGUAAUAUCUGUAUUUUAAUAAUCUGUUGUUUGGCUUUUUGCAAUGUAUUUGAUAAUCUCCACUUUUAACAUUGACUAUUUUAGUGAUAACAUAUUUAACAUGUAAGUGUUUGGAAAUAUUUUCUCUUUGCCCACCUGAGUAUAUAUAGUAUAUAUUUAAUAUGUGUGUGCGUGUGCUAUGUAUAUAUAUAUAACAGAAACAAGUAUUAGAAACAUGGAAUAUAUUUGUCUAAGUAAAUUUGCCACUUGUGUGGUAUAUGGCUAAUUUAUUAUUUGAAUAUUUAUUACUGUGAUAACUAUGAAAAUAAAAUAUAAAUGAUGGUA